Messenger RNA from Dicentrarchus labrax (European seabass), 11779 nucleotides. It is a transcript of the gene ptprsa, whose product is annotated as protein tyrosine phosphatase receptor type Sa. The coding region runs from base 2299 to 7473 and encodes 1724 amino acids. Gene Ontology annotation, biological process: protein dephosphorylation. The record is from RefSeq and is a predicted model, not a curated record. Gene Ontology annotation, molecular function: protein binding; protein tyrosine phosphatase activity. NCBI's taxonomy places the organism in Eukaryota, Metazoa, Chordata, Actinopteri, Moronidae. The transcript is spliced from 30 exons.
CCCCAGAGCCAGGCCAAAAAAUAAAAACAUUCAACCAUUCUAACUAAAAUGUCUGCACAGUGCCGCUUAGCUUUAAGUGGCAUUACUGUUGAGCUUAACAAAUGAUAAUUGCUUCCAUUCUAGCCCAGCUGUAUUUGCACAAAAUGUAUUUUGCAAAAUAGUAUUACCCGAGUAAUAUAAAUCUUUUAGCAUUGAUAGUAUUGCUUGCCCACAAAUGUAAUUUCAUAUGCACUGAAACUUCCAAAUGUAAAACUAUAAUUGACCAACUAAUGUUCUUCUCUGUUAUGAUGUUAUGCUCCAUUUUGUCUUUGAAUGCCCUCCCCUACUCACUCGGAAGGAAAUGUGUAGCACAACAAGCCGUAUGUCUUUACUUUAUCAGUUGUAAGACGCCUUUUACCUCUUAUUGUGUGCCCGACAAAAUGUUUCCCCUUCCGUCAAAGUAAUGGAACCCAAAAAGAGUCGGGAAGGACUUCUUUUUGAUUAGUUUUUUUCAGGUACAGGAGCACAACGGUAAGUCUUGAUUUUGAUUGAGUGGCAGGGUAUUAAUGCCCACCAAUCAAAAUCUCAACCCCUUCCCCCUUUUACAGAUUUGGGGGUAAAAAAGGAUUUCCUUGUGGUGAAUUAAUAGAAAAGGACUGUUAACACAGUCAGCUGCUCUGUAUUACAUAAAAAAUGCUCUAUCGCAUAGGUUAUAAAUAGUACACUUCCUCUACUUUUUCUUCAUGGUGUUCCAGAGCAUAAAUCUAUAGUAUUCCCCUGCUUCUGCUUUAGGGUAUUAUCUUUUAAAAAGCCUUUUACAGUCUGUAGUAAUUUUGGCUGGCAUGUUCCAGCAAAGAAAACAAACAGUCACAGAGAACACUGAGUUUCAUAGGAAACAGGCAAUGAAGACAAAAGCCUACCCUCUACCACUAAUGCUAAAUGACAAUGAAUCCCUGUUGAGGGAGCUUUGAUAAAUUGAAGCAGAUGCAUUUUCGAAAUGUAUUAUUUAUAUUGUGCAUAUUAAAUAAAGAUGCUUCGGUAUCUACUCAGUUUGUUCCCUCUGCUGUGUACCAAAUAACUUUGUUCCCAAUAAAUAAUUCACUAGUCUGACAUUAUAAAAUGGGUCAGGGAGCUGCUUUUUCAUUAUUAUAGCUAUUAUCAUACCCUGUGAAGUAGCAGCGUAGGGAAGAAAAAUUCAACCGUGAGGAGUAGAAGGUAAAAAUUGGUUCAUCAAGAUUAGUGUCUCUUCUUGCCAUCAUUCAUCCUGGAGGCUCAUGGUGUCUCCACUGUGAUGCAGUGGCACUUAAUGGCAAGUAGCUAAGCACCUUGUUCAUGUACAGCAUGGUAGAAAUGAAAAGGUUAAUGGAAAAUUACAGUCAAGGAGUCACAGGAAUAUUUAAAUAAUAAUAAUGGGAACAUUUUGUUGACACAGCACUGGACUGUUUAGUAGUUCCUUUGGUCAAAAACACGCAGCUAUACCCUGAUAUCAUUUCCAACAAUUCAUGCAAUCUCCAUGAACACUGGCUCCAUCAGCAUGCUUUUAAAAGACUACACAAGGGUCAUAAUUACUCAGGUACUUUCACACUAUGUAACACACUUGUUAUGCCUUGAUGGUGUCAACCUUUGUCUGUUUUCAGUUAACUUUUGUCAAUCAAUUCUGAUACUUGAUGUUGACUAUGUUUUGUUCACAAAGCGAAAUGCACUCGAGAUUAGCAGCUGUGGUAGGGAUCAAUUUUCAUUAAAAAACAAAACAAAAUAACAAUCCUAAAUUUUAUCUGGGGCGUAGCUGGGCAAAUUAAGACUACUACCCAAAGAGAAACCAUAAUGACAGUGCUAGUGAUUGGCUUCUAACAAUAUUUACUGUAACUGUCUUGAACUGCAGCUGCUAAUUUCAGCCCAAACUGUGUCUUUUUUUCUUUUCUAUCUCUCAUUAGUUUUUCUUUAUUUUCUCUUUAUUUGGUUUCCUUCUCUAACAAAAGCAAAUACAGCCACCACAGGAGCCUCUUCUUGUGGCUAUAAGGAGCUUGUGAAAUUUUGAAUUAUGAGUAUGGUACGCUUGAUUUGACUCCAGUGGCGCCUCACUAUUUUUUUUCUUACCAAGCGACAGUGUGGCCACUGGGGUGAAUCUGAUUGUUUUGGUUCAAAGUUUAUUUAAGGGGGGGGGCAGGCAAGUGUACUUUCAAGACGGGUGUCACUGAUAGCAGGGACAAGGGAAAGAGGAAACAAAGAUUAAAGAAAAGGGAAAUGUAGCUGCAGCUAAACACCUUGAGGUGGCUUUUUUUACUCUCUCUGUGUUUCCCCUAUUUUUCUCUUCUCCUCAUGUCAUUGUGUUCUGCAUCAACCCCUUUACAUCCCUCAGAGCUUCGAGAAGUCCGGCGGGUGCCUCCUCGCUUCUCGAUUCCACCAACGAGUCAGGAAAUCAUGCCCGGUGGCAGUGUGAACAUAACAUGUGUGGCAGUGGGGUCGCCCAUGCCUUACGUCAAGUGGAUGCUGAACUCAGAGGAUUUGACACCGGAGGAUGAGAUGCCAGUGGGCAGGAACGUUCUCGAACUGAGUAGUGUUCGUGAGUCAGCCAACUACACCUGCGUGGCCAUGAGCAGCCUUGGCAUCAUUGAAGCUGUGGCGCAGAUCACUGUCAAAUCUCUCCCCAAGCCCCCAGGUACCCCUGUGGUUACUGAAACCACUGCCACCAGUGUGACCAUCACCUGGGACUCAGGCAACCCAGACCCUGUGACUUACUAUAUCAUCCAGUAUAGGGCCAAGUCUCCAGACAGCAAAUAUGAGACAGUGGAUGACAUCACCACUACACGUUACAGCAUUGGUGGCCUCUACCCCAACACAGAGUAUGAAAUCCGUGUCUCAGCUGUCAACACAAUCGGCCAGGGUCCUCCCAGUGAGCCAGUAGAAACCCGGACUGGUGAACAGGCCCCUGCCAGUCCACCACGAAACAUCCAGGCCCAGAUCAUCUCUCAAAACACCAUGAUGGUACGCUGGGAAGAGCCGGAGGAGCCCAACGGACAGAUCAAGGGCUACCGUGUUUAUUACACCAUGGAUGACUCCCUGCCAAUGAGCGUCUGGCAGAUCCAUAAUGUCCAGGACAGCAUCAUCACAACUAUCCAGAGCCUGGUUCCUCAAGAGACAUACACAAUCAAAGUCCUAGCAUUCACUUCUGUAGGAGAUGGACCCUUCUCAGAGCCCAUCCAUGUCAAAGUACUGCAAGGAGUUCCAGGUCAGCCAUCCAAAUUCCAGGUUGGUGCUGUGUCUGACACCAGCAUUGAACUGACCUGGGAACCUGCCUAUGAGAAAGAAGGCAUUAUAAAUUAUGAACUUCGCUACAUGGACCGCAAUUUGGGCACCCAGAUGAAGAAAACAUUUGCACCUGCAUCUUCCUAUGUUGUGGAAGGUCUCCGUCCAAACACAGAGUACCACUUCUCCCUGGCAGCCAUCUCUAACAAAGGCAUCGGAGCCUUCACCAAUGACAUAUCAGAGAGGACCUUGCAAGCCAAGCCCUCAGCCCCCCCUCAAGACAUUAAGUGCAGGAGCACCAGCUCCACCAGCCUGCUGGUAAGUUGGCACCCCCCGCCUUUGGAGAGUCAAAACGGUGUCCUGGCGGGGUAUAGGGUGCGCUACCAGGUGGUGGGUCCGUCAGAAGGCGGCAGUGACGACGGGGAGCCCAUGGAGGAGCCCAUAAUCCUUGCUACUGAAAAGCAGGUGGAGCUGCAACGAUUGGAGAAGUGGACCCAGUACCGUAUCAGCGUAUCUGCCCUCACUGUUGGGCCAGGCCCUGAGAGCGAGCCCCUGAUCUGCCGCACCGACGAAGACGUUCCUGGGGCUCCUCCGAGGCGGGUGGAGGUGGAAGUCCUCAACUCCACAGCACUAAAGGUGAUGUGGCGCUCCCUGACGCCAGGCAAGCAGCACGGUCAGAUCCGUGGCUACCAGGUUCAUUAUGUGCGUGUGGAAAAUGGCGAGUCACGGGGCCUGCCCCACAUCAAGGACGUCAUGCUGGCCGAUGCCCAGUGGGAAACGGACGAUACAGCUGAAUAUGAAAUGGUCAUUGGAGGACUCAAACCAGACACCACUUACUCCAUCACGGUGGCUGCGUACACCACCAAGGGGGAUGGAGCCCGGAGUAAACCCAAACUGGUGGUGACCAAAGGGGCAGUGCCUGGUCCACCCUAUCUGUCAGUGGCUCAGGACUCCGACACAUCAGCUGUGGUUCGCUGGGACCCUCCUGAUCUGACCAAUGGCAUGGACCUGCAGGGUUACCGGCUCCAGUUUGGCCGGAAAGAUGUCUCUCCUUUAGCCACACUGGAAUUUGCUCCCCAAGAACGACAAUACUCUGUGGUCAACAUUCACCGAGGGGCCACCUAUCUCUUUAAAAUCUCAGCCAAGAGCAGGGGGGGCUUUGGGGAAGAGGCCGUGGUGGAACUCAGUGUACCCGAGAAUACGCCAGGGGGAUACCCUCAAAUUGACGAGGGCUCCAAUGUGACAUGCUGCUCUGUGCAGCUGUCCUGGUCUCCACCUGUGCUGGCGGAGAGAAACGGGGUAAUCACAGAGUACACUUUGGCCUAUAAGGAAGCCGGUACCGGAGGAGCACCCCAGGAGCUCCGCUUGCCCCCCAGCCUGUCCAGCUAUGUGCUCAACAGCCUCAAACCGAACUCGGCAUACGAUGUGAAAAUACGUGCACACACCAGUGUAGGUCCAGGGCCCUACAGCCCACCUAUCCAGUAUCGGACGGUGGCCUUUAAUCCAAAAGACGUUCCAAAGAAUUUCACAGUCAAGUGGGCCACCAAGACCACAGUGGUCCUUGCAUGGAAGUUUUCUGAAAGUAGGUCUCCUUACAAAUGCACGAUUGAGUACAACCGUCAAAGGAUGGAGGUGGAUGCCAAGCAGAUGAGGGUACUCAUCGCUGGGCUAAAGCACAACACCACCUACGAGUUCAGAGUGACCUGCCAAGAAAGCAUGGAUGGUGGGCCAAGACACCGUGUGGUUGCCAAGACCGCGCCACUCAUCCUAGUCAAGAAACCCAAGCUGGACAUUUACGCUGAGUCUGACAACAUGCUCACCAUGUCCUUCCCACCGGUCGAUAACAAGGAUGUCAAGAACUUCUAUGUGGUUGCGGUGCCACUUAAGAGGACCUUAGGAACUGUCAAAAACCUGAAGAACCCUGAUGAGAUGGACAUGGAAGAGCUGUUGCGGGAUGUGACUCCAAAGCGCCGUUCACGUCGUCAGCUGGCUCAGCUGGACCAGAGGAAACCCUACAUCACAGCCUGCUUCAGGCAGCUGCCCUCCAGCUUCACGGUGGGAUCUGACCACCGCAACAGCAUCUGUGAGAACAAGCCUCUUGAACCUGGCCAUGAGUAUGUCUUUUUCCUGCUGGCUGAACUCAAUACCACAACCGGGAAAAUGUUUGCUACCAGCCCUUAUACCGACACAGUAAUGACUCCUGAGCCGGAGGGCCCAGUCCAUCCAGUAGAGCCUGGUGACGGACUCAUAUGGGUGGUGGGCCCAGUCCUGGCUGUCGUUUUCAUCAUCUGCAUCGUUAUUGCCAUUCUCCUGUAUAAAAACAAACCUGACAGCCGCAAAAGAAAAGAGUCAGAGCCAAGAACAAAAUGCCUGCUGAACAACGCAGACAUUACACCCCACCAUCCUACAGACCCUGUGGAGAUGAGACGCAUCAACUUCCAAACUCCAGAUUCUGGUCUAAGCAGUCCUCAGAGUGAAGCAGAUUUUGACUAUGAAAGUAUGAUGAAUCAUCCUCCCAUCCCUAUCUCAGAGUUGGCCGAACAUACAGAACUACUCAAGGCCAAUGACAAUCUCAAGCUCUCCCAGGAAUAUGAGUCUAUUGAUCCAGGCCAGCAGUUCACCUGGGAACACUCCAACCUGGAGGUGAACAAGCCCAAAAAUCGUUAUGCCAACGUCAUCGCCUAUGACCACUCCCGCGUCAUCCUGGCUCCCAUCGAGGGUAUCACUGGUAGUGACUAUAUCAAUGCCAACUACAUUGAUGGCUACAGGAAGCAGAAUGCCUACAUCGCCACGCAGGGUCCAUUACCAGAGACGUUUGGGGACUUCUGGAGGAUGGUGUGGGAACAGAGAGCAGCCACUGUGGUCAUGAUGACCAGGCUGGAGGAGAAAUCACGGAUUAAGUGUGACCAGUACUGGCCAAGUCGAGGUACAGAAACCUAUGGUAUGACCCAAGUGACCCUGUUGGACACCAUAGAACUGGCCACUUUCUGUGUCCGCACUUUUUCCUUGCACAAGAAUGGCUCUAGUGAGAAGCGGGAGGUUCGUCAGUUCCAGUUCACAGCGUGGCCUGACCACGGCGUACCAGAGUACCCGACCCCAUUCCUGGCCUUCCUCCGUAGGGUGAAGACCUGCAAUCCGCCUGACGCUGGACCUAUCAUUGCUCACUGCAGUGCGGGUGUCGGUCGGACAGGUUGCUUCAUCGUCAUCGACGCCAUGCUUGAGCGUAUCAAGCACGAGAAAACGGUUGACAUUUAUGGCCACGUGACGCUGAUGCGCUCACAGAGGAACUACAUGGUGCAGACAGAAGACCAGUACAGCUUCAUUCAUGAUGCACUGCUGGAAGCGGUGGCCUGCGGCAACACUGAAGUGGCUGCCCGGAGCCUCUAUUCCUACAUCCAGAAGCUGGCACAGGUGGAGAGCGGCGAACAUGUCACUGGCAUGGAGCUAGAGUUCAAGCGUUUGGCCAACUCCAAAGCCCACACGUCGCGCUUCAUCAGUGCCAACCUUCCCUGCAACAAGUUCAAGAAUCGGCUGGUCAACAUCAUGCCGUACGAGACCACGCGCGUCUGCCUGCAGCCAAUCAGAGGCCUGGAAGGAUCCGACUACAUCAAUUCCAGCUUCAUUGAUGGAUACAGGCAACAGAAGGCCUACAUUGCAACACAGGGCCCUCUGGCAGAGACUACAGAAGACUUCUGGAGAAUGCUCUGGGAGAACAACUCUACUAUUGUAGUCAUGUUGACCAAACUGAGAGAAAUGGGACGGGAAAAGUGUCACCAGUACUGGCCAGCAGAGCGCUCUGCCAGGUACCAGUACUUUGUGGUUGAUCCCAUGGCAGAAUACAACAUGCCUCAGUACAUCCUCAGAGAGUUCAAGGUCACGGACGCCAGGGAUGGCCAGUCCAGGACAGUAAGGCAGUUCCAGUUUACUGAUUGGCCUGAGCAAGGCGUGCCCAAAUCCGGGGAGGGGUUCAUUGAUUUCAUUGGCCAAGUGCAUAAAACCAAGGAGCAGUUUGGACAGGAUGGACCGAUCUCUGUCCACUGCAGUGCUGGCGUGGGCAGGACUGGAGUCUUCAUCACCCUCAGCAUCGUCCUGGAACGAAUGCGUUAUGAAGGCGUGGUCGAUAUCUUCCAGACAGUGAAGAUGCUCCGGACACAGAGACCAGCAAUGGUCCAGACUGAGGAUGAGUACCAAUUCUGCUAUCACGCAGCUCUGGAGUAUUUAGGAAGCUUUGAUCACUAUGCAACGUAAAAAGCCAUCUCUUCCCCCAGAAUCCUGUCGCCCCCCUCAACAGUCUCCUGAGCCAUAGAAACUUUGAAAUUUGAAACGACGACAGCAGACGACGAUAACACCAUCAUCAAUUCAGACACACCAAACAGGAUCCUAUUGUAGAUUUUUAGAAGACAACGCCCAGCCAACCAGUUAAGAAUAAUUCCAAUUUGACUAAGAGACUCUUCAUGAGAAAUUCAUGAAAUUGCCCAACAUCUAGAAAAGAAAAUCCUCAUCAGGGGAGGAACCAGACGCUGUGGCUCAAGCUGUGGGGCAGGAAUCGAUCAAAGUGUCAGACUGCUUACCUUACCUCAAGUGUUUCAAUGUGGAGGACAUUGUAAACAUUCGUGGACAUUUCUCUUCUCAAAAUAUCUUCGUGAUACAACGGUAACAAGCAACAGAUAAUGAAGGAGAUGGCAACAGCAAAAAUCAAUGAGAGGCAGAUGGAUGUAGCCAAGAUGGGGUAACUUUCUUGUUUUUUUGAUAUGCCCGGUUGUAAAAGGGAGUUCAAGUAUUUCUAUCAACACAUUUUGUGAGUGAUAUCCAGAAAUUGUGGUUGCCUGUGUGAACACAAAUGGCUUUUCCCCAAACUGGUGAGACAAAAAAAUCUAAACAGUGGAAAUGCAACUAGCACGAGAACACUACCAUCUGGCAUCAAAUAAGCCUUGAGUUUUUUUACACUGUCCCACUAAUGAUAUGCAUAAUUUGUGUGGAAAAACACUCAACUAUUAAAGUAUACAUCACAUAACUGCCUGUUCUCAAGCGCUAAGAGCUCAGAGAAGGCACUGUCAGUGGUUGUCGGGGAAAAGAAAGCAGCAACACAUAUCUUAAGAUCAGUUAGUUUCAUGAAUUGUGAUCUUGUGUAAAAUCAGUAUCCCAAGCCAGGUAACCACAGUGAUGUUGAAAAGUACCACAGUGUAUUUUAAAAAGUGCCCCAGGAGGCUCUUGUCUCAGUCAUCAGAGAAAUCGGGAGGAAAUCAUUGUCUGUAACAAGAAGAUUUGGUUCGGUCGUCUUGUGGAUCGUCGAAGUGGGAGAAAUGGCAACCGUGUCCCAUGAUUUUUUACAAUCACUCCUCUCUUUGGAACCAUUGCAUCAUGGGGCUUCGGUGUUAACAUCCACCAUUUUGAACAAGAGAUAAAUCUGGUGGGUGAGAAGCUUUGGAACUAACGGAACAACCAAACAAGGAUUGCCGCAAAGUUGGGGCUCUCUUUGUGUACAGUGACCAACGCUCAUCAUCAUUGUUUUGAACUUGUUUGUCUUAUGAGGAAUUAUCUUUUUUUCUUUUAAUUUUCUGUCGAAACCAAACAUGCUGCUUAUCUCGUGUAUGCUGUACGUGUGACUCUUGAGGGAGAGGAAACUGACGAACAAAAGAUGCCAGCUCUGCUAACCGCUCACGCCCAGGCAGGCAUGACUGAAAGUGCAUCCACAUGACAACAUCGUCCACCAGUCUUUUCCACCUCUCCUUUUUUUUUUUCCAGCCUCCUCUAUAAUCAUCUAUUUCAUUGUAUAAGACACUCAAGAGUGGCAGAGGCCUGUUGCAAUUACAAAGCUGUACGUUCAUGUGGUUGAAAAAUUGGCCUUUAGUUCCACAGUAUGUGUGUUUGGUAAAAGGUGGAUAAACAAAGUAGUUGCUUUGGUUUUUGUCUGUUUUAUAGAUGAUGUCUCUGUGGAUGCCACAGCCAGACCAGGCAGCCAUGUUGGAUCUCAAUGCCAUGAUGUGAUAAUGAAAUUCUUCGGUACAAGUUACUUGCACAUCCCUAAGAAAAAAGAAAAGAAACUUGAAACAAAUACUCUAAAAACGACUGCAGGUUGGAUUUGACGCACUAAUGUAUAUGUGUCUGAUAAAAAAAAAAAAAAAAUUAAGCUUUUGAGAUCACCAGGUUUUCAUUUUGAGAUCAGUCUUUUGGUACAGAUGAGUGUACGGAUUCUGUGAAGGUUUCCGAUGGGUGUGCACAAAAACAAGAGCGAUGGACAGAACUGUGUGUAAUCUUUUCUUAUUUCCAAAAAAGCCUUAUUGUUACAUUAUGAAACAUUAUGAAAACAUUAUUGUUGUAUUAUGACGACUUAUUUUACAUUACAUAGUUGACUUUUUAUUUUCUUUUUGGUUUAGUUUUUUAACAGAGAUGUUGUAUCACAUUUUUUUUAAAUUAGCAGGAAAAGAGAAAUGCUUAUUUGUUCAUAUUACGUUUAAAGACAUUCUAUUUUUUCACUGUAGAAAUGUUAAGUAUAACAUGUCUGUGUGUAUGUGUGCAUAUAUGUAUUUGCGUACAUAUAUACUGCACACUCACACAUGCAUAUAUAUUUAAAUGCAGAAUAUAAAGAUAUAUCCAGAAACUUGGUAUUAAUUAAAUUUUUCUCCUCAUCAUCUUUUUUUAUACCAGCCAGUGCUCAUGUUUUUGAUGACUUUUUAUUAAUUUCUUUUUGUUUGUGUGUUUUUUUUUUUGUUUUUGUUUUUGUUUUGUAAUCUUAGAAACCUUGUGUGUUUCUUAAGAAAAAGCUGAGGUGAUGUCAGCGCUAUGCCUGAAUCCUCUGCCUCCACUCACCAAUUCAACUUCUGCCCCUGGGUAGAUCCUGUGCCGAUGAGGAGACGCCAUUUUUAAACCUUGUUGAGAUUCUUUAUUAUCAUUAACUUGUAGGCAUUAGUAUUCUUUUGUUUUUUUGAGCAACUGUUGAAUGAUGAACUGGUCUACAAAAUAUCAAUCAAAAAUUUCAUAACUGAACUUUUUGUUAUCUAUGUCAGCCCAACUUGACAUACUGUACCUUGUAUAAUCAUGUACAGACUAUGACCCUCACAGUUUUUAAGAAAAUUCUUUAAGUUCUUUCUCUUUUUUUUUUAACUUUUAUUAUUUUCAGACAUAAUGUGGUCAUUCAUUUUGUUAGAUAUCCAAUAUGAUCUAGAAUAUACCUGUAAAUAAACAAAUAUAUAGAUUAUAUGUAUUUGUAUCAUUUGACCCUCAAGAUCUCAUACUUCAAGUGGGAACAGAAUUACAAAGAUCGAGGUUCUGCUCAUAUCUGACUUCCUGGUGUUUGUAAAGCCUGUUUUCUCUCCUUCUGAGAUGUUCUUUCUCCAGCCCUGCUCCCUGGUCUUUAAUUACCACUUGCUUUUUUCUGCCUUUAAUUUCCCCUGCUGGCAGUUAAACUGGGAAACAAGCCAGCUCACACCUAUAGCCUCAAUGAAGACUCGAAAUCAGCAUCAGUGAUCUGCUGGUAUAAUUUAGCUAAGGUUGGGAACUUAGUCCACUCUACCAACUAACCAUUUGCUUUGGUAAUCAGAAUUCAAUUCAAUGUCUUGUUACAUUCUCUUUUUCAAUGUGGACAAGAACUUUUUCCUGCCCUGGCAUUAGCACACUUUUCCCUUGGAACAUCACUAAAGCAACAAAGAGGUUUAAAAACGUAUUCUGAUUAAAUAAUGAACAAAAAAGUAAUUACAAAGGUGUAGAUUCUUAAUUUCUCAACUUCUGUGAGAAAAUGGCACCCAAAGAUGUUCUUGUUCCCUUAAAUUUUUCUCACCAAUCUCCAGAAGGUCCCCAGCUGUCCAACUGCCUAAAAUGCCAAGGUGUUAAAUAUAUGUCAUUGGUUCACGGACAAAUACAGCUAUGCUAAAGGCCAUAAAUAGUUCAGUUGCAACAUGACAUUUUUCAUUUACUUUCUCCCUGUUGCAUUUUUAAGUGUUGUAUAGAUCCAUACUGUGUGUUUUUGUUCAGCCAUGUGUCAAUGUGGGAUGCAGAAAGAAAUCAGGACUCAAUGAAACAGAGCAGUGCGAUGCAACCAAGGGAAGACCAAGACAACCAAAAACUUGCUGCAAAUUCACAUUUCCAGCACGUCAUUUCUGAACAGUGGGAACCUUGAGAUGUUUCACAAUGAACUAAAAUCCUGAACUGAAGUCUUUUGGAACUCAAAAAGACUGAUAAAAUGGGCCCAUGCCAAAACUGAAAUCGUGGAAGUCUUUGGAAGCUUGUGCAAUGUGUUACUCUUUUGACUUCAUGUAAAGAUGCUAGACUUUUGAAAACAGCCGCCAAAUUUACUGGAAUAUGUUGCGGGAAGGGUUGGGGUGGGGGGGACUAACAAAAAAACAACACUAACAAAAAAUGACAUCAAAAAGAAUAGAACAUAAACAGUACCGACAAAAUGAAAAAGAACCCAAACUCAGCAAAAUAGUUUUUCCUUUGUAUGAGGGCCAAGAGCUAUCACUUUCAAACUGUUACUUCUAACUGAAACAAUAAUUGGUUUAAAGCCACUGUGUAUGUAGAUAUGUUGACUUUGUAUUAAAGAAAUGUUGUCUGAAAA